AUGGCACCGUGGGCGGGUCGAUGGGGUCCAGGAACUUGGGCUGAGCCGCGAACGUGUCGAGGUGGAGUCUCGGGAGCUGCAGAGCCUGCUCCAUGCUGUCUCUCGAGCUGUUUUUGCUGUUGCCGGGACUGGGGCGAAAGUUGCAGUGGCAAGUGCGAACGAAACUUGCCCUUGAUUGUUGCGUCGGCAAUUGAGGGGGGGGGGAAACGGAAAGCCACGGCGCGAGCGAUGGCACGACGGUUGCCUAUUGCCUUUUGCCUUCCUUUAUCUCUGCCGAGUCGCGCGCAACAAGCGGACGAACGGAGUGUAGGAUGCCUCAACCGAGUCACUUGCGCUCCCCGCUGGUGCUGUAGGCUGGCAACACGACCGGACACUCUUUGGAUGGCCUGGCUCUGCGCAGGCAGAGAGACCCACGAUGUGACGCAAUUGGUCCGAACGCAUGGAGCCAGACCGACGAGGUUUUUGACCAAUCGAAGCGAGCGGUGA
Phytophthora nicotianae INRA-310 is the source of this 486-nucleotide messenger RNA. RefSeq lists its product as hypothetical. The record is from RefSeq and is a predicted model, not a curated record. NCBI's taxonomy places the organism in Eukaryota, Oomycota, Peronosporomycetes, Peronosporales, Peronosporaceae. The transcript has a single exon. Bases 1 to 486 code for a protein of 161 amino acids.